AUGGUCGACAACAAGUACUUUGAUUUCGAGGCCCUGCCUGAUGAGAUCCUGCUCUUAAUCAUCUCAUACCUUCCGUGCAAGACUCUGAUAUCCAUGUGCAGUCUAUCGCACUUUUGGCGCCAGCUCAUAUGUAAUAGUCAAACAUUUCGGCGCGAGUUUGAGUUUAUCAAAGAUGGGGCAAUAACUGAAGACAGUGUCAUCGCGUACGUCGCGAAGAAUGUACCAGAGAUUGUGCGCAUCAACGCUUCGAAUCCGCUCUUCUGGCAAAUACUGGAGGAAGAAAGUCCUGUUCCUGAGGACUCAAUGGUAGAACCCGACCCGGAAAUGUAUUUUUCUUUGCCGCGCUUCCUUACUCGAUGCCGCGCAAUCAGAAAUGACGAUAUUUCAAGGAAUCGGUUCGUUGACUUGUGUGAUAUGGUCGAACAGGCGGAUCCAUCAGAUAAGCUUGACUAUGAUCCAAUUUCUCCCACAAUACCGUUGGACAGCUUUACGUGGCGAUAUUGGUCCUCUAGUCCUCUAAUUGAUGAUUUGUUGGAUUACGCGACAUUUGCUGAGAUUUGCACACAUAUACAUUUGCGCUUGAAUACGUGGGAUACUGCGGUGUGGGAGUGCGAGAGCAAUUCAGAUCAAUCUGACUCUGGAAUAGUAUGGGAGAUUUUACGAGGCGUUCAGAUGCUUAGUAUUCCGCUCGAUGCGAUGAUGACGUAUUUUUGCGCAGCAGCGGAGAAUAGUCAGGUACACCUAGGCAUAAAAUACCUACGAUUUCUUGUUCAGCCAGGAUCUUCAGUCACCAUCGAGAGCCAACAACUCAGAUGGGGCCAGCAGUUCGAAAACCUACAUGACCUCAUCAUCAACGACGACGUGCAUGGGGAUUUUUAUUCUCCUCGUCCUCGUCACGAGAUCUCUCAGGAUCUGCUGGCCCAGAUUUUGCUAGCUAUGCCGAAUCUUGGGAAACUUGUGCUAUGCGACUUUCACGUGUUAUCUGACGAUGAAAAGCAAGAGUGUCUUGAUAUGCGUCAGCGCAAAUGCAUUCUUCAUGUUGAUUUCUCCGGGACUGAGUUUGCGUGUGGUUUCCCUUUACUGAGUGAUAAAUGCUAUUAUAUCAUGCUUCGCCGGUCGCCACAUAUUGCAGACUUACUUGGUGCAGGAACAAAAUGCGUAUCUAUCUUUCAACAUUCAACUUUUAUCGAUCUAAGUGGCAACUCCGAGAUCACUGAUGCGAUGCUUAUAAAUAAUUGGAUCUUCGCAGAGGUGUUGGAACGCGGAUAUUGGAGGGGCAGAAUUGCGCUGAGGAAUUGCCCUGGACUUCGGUUUUCGUCUCAAUUGCAUGAGCAUCUGAUGCACUAUCACACGAUCGACCUGAGCCGAAACGAAGCCGUCACAGAUGAUGUCCUAUCUGGCUUGCUUCAGAUUGCGGACGCGGCGCCAGAUAGGCUUGAAAGUCCCUGGUUUGUCGAUGUAAGCCGGACGUCAGUGACUGAACAGGCAUAUAAGCGAUUUAUGAAACAGUAUAAGCAUGUGCAUGUCGACUGGUGCAGGUCUGAGGAAAUUGGGGAGAGCUUCAAAGAAAAGAAUCGGGAGAAAAUGAUUUCUGACUCUAUGACAUGA
Molecule: messenger RNA, 1608 nt
Organism: Myxozyma melibiosi
Lineage: Eukaryota; Fungi; Ascomycota; Lipomycetes; Lipomycetales; Lipomycetaceae
Exons: 1
Coding region: 1-1608 (535 amino acids)
Molecular function (GO): protein binding
Source: RefSeq, a predicted model, not a curated record